Molecule: messenger RNA, 1374 nt
Organism: Metarhizium acridum CQMa 102
Lineage: Eukaryota; Fungi; Ascomycota; Sordariomycetes; Hypocreales; Clavicipitaceae
Source: RefSeq, a predicted model, not a curated record
AUGGGCCUACAACUAACGUGGAUGGCAGAACUUCGACGGGCGGCACGGCAGAUGGGCGUAGAUCAAGUAUUCAUCGAUGAGGUCACCCUUUGGGACGGUGAAGAGGUCCUUCCGGCAGGAGAUUCGGAAUCUGAUGACGAUGACAACGGUAAAGACGCGCAAGGCGAUGUAACCAUGGCAGAGGACGAAGUCCCCAAGCCUCCUGCUCGAGUGCAGGAUAUUUAUCGAGAAGCGACACCUCUUCUUUACGAGCUUGGGCAUAAUCCUAGUGAUAAAGGCUUGCUUGACCAACUGAAUGGCCUUAACCACAGAAUUAGUGCCGGGAAUAAAGCUCACAAUAAAUAUGCAACAGACAAGAGUGAGAAAAUCCCAAAAUACCGGUGGCUGAUCCCCGUAAGCUUCUUCGGACCACAUUACAAAAUAGCUCUGGAGAGUUAUCAUGUUCUUCUUCAGGAUCCAAAGAACGAGGUCGCGAGAAAGAAUUUGGUGACAGAGAAAGUCCUCAUAGACGAAUAUGUUACGAAGCACCAUCUUCCUGAAGAAUGGAGUUUUGACGUGGCGGACGAUUUUCUCAAAGCAAAGCCUGUGCCUGCCAAUGCGAAUCGCAUUGACUACCCGUGGCCCACCGCUAAGGCCGCUGAUGGGUCUCUCAUCAUAGGAGUGAGACAGCAGGGGAAAUGGGGAACCCAGGUAUGCAUAGAAACUACUAAAGAAGAUGGUCGGCUAGUGCGCAGACUCGUGUCGGCCUCGAAUGUUGGGCUGCUUGAAGUGGAGCACUACAAGAGUAUGGCUGGCCAUAAGAACCUAGCCGACGGCCAGUCAAAGUGGUCCGACAGGGCCCGAAGUGACUUCAAGGAGCUACUUUGGGUCACGAAGUCCCAGAUUCAACUCAAAAACGUGGCUGCAAACAAGAAGGAUCCUCCAACCGACUGCUGCGUAGAGUUUCAAAAGAAAGGGAUGCAUAUACUCACUGUAUCCAGUCUGAACAAGGUCCUCGGACCCGCGAGCGCAAGGGCGAAAAUUGAGAAGGUCUGUGAGCGAGACGGCAUACCUGCGCCGUGGAAGGCAGGGUGGGUGAGCUACUACAAUGACCCCGCCAAGGUCGAAAAGGACCCGACAAGACGUAGGGCUAUGAAGGACGCCCAAGCAGACGAGUUGGCCGUGCUCAGUCGCUCAGAUCGCCGACGGAGUUCAAGUGCACAUUCCCGUCGAUCGAUCAGUGACGUUGAAAGAGAUCAACAGGUUCAAGAUCUGGAGUCGAAGGUGCACGACCUGGCUGACACGGUAAGCAGCUUGAAUAAAACAGUGAGCGUGCUGGCAGACAUGUUCGAGGAGUUUAUGAAGACUUCCGCAUCUGCUCCUGCACCAAAAUAA